UAUAGAUAAGAAGAAUAUAUGUAAUCAAGGGAGAAAGGAAAAGAAAACUUAUUACAAUAUAUAUAUUUUUGAAUCACUAUAGAAAUGUCUCGAAAGAAAGUGGAAGUUUAAAAGAGAGUGAGAGUUUAAGCUGGUUCUCGGAGUUGAGUUUCUUCUUCCUUGUCUCCUCGUUCACAUAAUUCACAACGUGUAUACUUCAAAUCAAAACGUAUACUUCAAAAUUUGUUGUCAAGUGUUAAUAAGAGUAUAUUGUUUUUUUAUGUUUCAUACAUAAUGAAUUAGAAGUUAUUUAAAAAAACAUGCAAUAGUAGUACGUAUAUAUAUUCGUGCAUAAUUAACGAGUUUGUAAUCCUAAAUUAAAGACAACAAGACAAGAAUGACGUAAUGUUUUUAAUCGAAUUCUAUUAUGCAAGAAUCACGUACUUCAGAAUGAAAACAUUGAUUAUUUAAUGAACCAGUAAAAACGGUAAUCAACAGUUUAAAAGAAGAAUUUAGUAAGAAAACUUGGACUCGACGAUUAUCAGAAGAAUUCAACGAUUUUCUCUUCUUCUUCUUCUUCUUUUUUUCUUCCUUUUAUUCGUUUAUAUUUUUUUGUUUUUUGAUUCGUUGUGGUGAUAUAGUUAUUAAUUAAAACAAAGUGAAUCAAUAUGAUUUUGGACACGAGCACGGUACGAUUGGUAAUACUCUUAGGUGUAACAUUAUACUUGCAUGCUGGAGAUUACAGUACCGUUAUACCAUCGAUAUUUGCUAAAAAUGUUGAGAAAAAUGAAACGAAUUCUAACAAAGGACCACCGAUAGGACCACCAUCCAUAGAUGAUUCUGCAAAAUUAUUAACAGUCGAUGCAUCGACCAAAAAAGAAAUCAAAAAGGAUAACGCUCUUACUCGACGAGCUAAGAUGAUGGCAACCAUCAAAACAGCUUGCUUACCUAAACUCAUUUGCGAAUUGACAUCUUCCGUUCAUCAGGAUCAACUCAGCGAGAUGGAACGUUCGUUGUUAAAUUUGAUCCGGGACACAAGUUUAAGCACGAUCGCUGAAGUACCAUCGAGAUAUCAUUUCGCAGCACACAUGGGUCAAUUAAUAUCCGGCGUUGAAGGACAAGGCUGUCAUAACUUUUAUCCUACCUGUCCAUUACCCGGAACCAGCGUUCUCAACAUGAUGAAAAAAGUUAGAAUAAGAUGAAAAAACAUAAGAAGUAACUACUUAAACAACCUCGUAUUUUCGAAUCCAACCACGUUACGUUAAACGAAUAAUAUUCAUUUCGUUGUGAAACUUUUAACAUUUACGAUUGUAUCUGUGAUAUUCUUCAAUGUGUGCGAGAAUGAUUUAAAAAAAAAAAAA
Messenger RNA from Polistes canadensis, 1340 nucleotides. RefSeq lists its product as uncharacterized. The transcript is spliced from 4 exons. NCBI's taxonomy places the organism in Eukaryota, Metazoa, Arthropoda, Insecta, Hymenoptera, Vespidae. The coding region runs from base 648 to 1181 and encodes 177 amino acids. The record is from RefSeq and is a predicted model, not a curated record.